AUGGCGACACGGAGCAGCAGGAGGGAGUCGCGGCUCCGCCUGCCCGCGCCGGGCGCUGCGGGCAGCGGGGGCCGCGCGCCCACACUGGCCGGCGGCCACGCGCCCCGGCCCCAGGACCGCGGCUUCCGCGUGCUGCGUGGAGACCCGCGCGGGGACAGUCGCGCCGCGCCGCUGCGGAGCCGCCGGAGCGCUGCCCUGCCGCCGCAGCCCAUCCAGGUGUACGGACAGGUGAGCCUGAAUGACUCCCACAACCAGAUGGUGGUCCACUGGGCCGGGGAGAAGAGCAACGUCAUCGUGGCCUUGGCCCGGGACAGUCUGGCCUUGGCGCGGCCCAAGAGCAGCGACGUGUACGUGUCGUAUGACUACGGAAGGUCCUUCGGGAAGAUCUCGGAGAAGCUGAACUUUGGUCCAGGCAACAGCAGCGAGGCCGUCAUUGCCCAGUUCUACCACAGCCCCGCGGACAACCGGCGUUACAUCUUUGCCGACGCGUAUGCGCAGUACCUCUGGGUGACGUUUGACUUCUGCCGCACCAUCCAAGGCUUCUCCAUCCCCUUCCGGGCCGCCGACCUGCUGCUACACAGCAAAGCCUCCAACCUGCUCCUGGGCUACGACAGGUCCCACCCCAACAAGCAGCUCUGGAAGUCGGAUGACUUCGGCCAGACAUGGGUCAUGAUCCAGGAGCACGUCAAGUCUUUCUCUUGGGGCAUUGAUCCCUAUGACAAGCCCAACACCAUCUACAUUGAACGGCAUGAGCCCUCGGGCUACUCCACCGUGUUCCGGAGCUCCGACUUCUUCCAGUCCCGCGAGAACCUGGAGGUGGUCCUGGAGGAAGUGAGAGACUUCCAGAUCCGUGACAAGUACCUGUUCGCCACCACAGCCGUGAACCUUCUGGGCAGCGAGCAGCAGUCUUCUGUCCAGCUCUGGGUCUCCUUUGGCCGGAAGCCCAUGCGGGCGGCCCAGUUUGUCACCAGACAUCCUAUUACUGAGUAUUACAUCGCCGACGCAUCGGAGGACCAAGUGUUCGUGUGCGUCAGCCACAGCAACAACCGCACCAACCUGUACAUCUCCGAGGCCGAGGGGCUGCGCUUCUCCCUGUCCCUGGAGAACGUGCUCUACUACAGCCCCGGCGGGGCAGGGAGCGACACCCUGGUCAGGUACUUCGCCAACGAGCCGUUUGCCGACUUCCACCGGGUGGAGGGGCUGCAGGGGGUCUACAUCGCCACCCUCAUCAACGGCUCCAUGAACGAGGAGAACAUGAGGUCCGUCAUCACCUUCGACAAAGGGGGCACCUGGGAGUUCCUGCGGGCUCCGGCCUUCACGGGCUACGGGGAGAAGAUCGACUGUGAGCUCGCCCAAGGCUGCUCCCUGCACCUGGCCCAGCGUCUCAGCCAGCUGCUGAACCUGCAGCUCCGCAGGAUGCCCAUCCUGUCCAAGGAGUCCGCGCCCGGCCUCAUCAUCGCCACCGGUUCAGUGGGGAAGAGCCUGGCCAGCAAGACCAACGUGUACAUCUCCAGCAGCGCCGGUGCCCGGUGGCAAGAGGCACUCCCUGGGCCCCACUACUACACUUGGGGCGACCACGGCGGCAUCAUCAUGGCCAUUGCGCAGGGCACAGAGACCAACGAGCUGAAGUACAGCACCAACGAGGGCGAGACCUGGAAGACCUCGGUGUUCUCCGAGCAGCCGGUGUUCGUGUACGGGCUGCUCACGGAGCCCGGGGAGAAGAGCGCCGUCUUCACAGUCUUCGGCUCCAACAAGGAGAACGCCCACAGCUGGCUCAUCCUCCAGAUCAACGCCACGGACGCUUUGGGGGUCCCCUGCACCGAGAACGACUACAAGCUGUGGUCCCCCUCCGAUGAGCGGGGCAACGAGUGUUUGCUGGGGCACAAGACGGUCUUCAAGCGCCGCACCCCACACGCCACGUGCUUCAACGGCGAAGACUUUGAUCGGCCCGUGGUGGUGGCCAACUGCUCCUGCACCCGUGAGGACUAUGAGUGUGACUUCGGCUUUAAGAUGAGCGGAGACUUGUCCCUGGAGGUCUGUGUUCCAGACCCUGAGUUCUCCGCGAAGGCCUCGUCCCCACCCGUGCCUUGCCCCGUGGGCUCCACCUACAAGAGGACCAGAGGGUACCGGAAGAUCUCUGGGGACACCUGCAGUGGAGGAGAUGUGGAAGCACGCCUGGAGGGCGAGGUGGUCCCGUGCCCCCUGGCAGAGGAGAACGAGUUCAUCCUGUACGCCACGCGCAAGUCCAUCCACCGCUACGACCUGGCCUCGGGCGCCACAGAGCAGCUGCCGCUGACUGGGCUGCGGGCCGCCGUGGCCCUGGACUUCGACUACGAGCGCAACUGCCUGUACUGGUCUGACUUGGCCCUGGACCUCAUCCAGCGCCUGUGCUUGAAUGGGAGCUCAGGACAGGAAGUUAUCAUCAGCUCCGGCCUGGAGACCGUUGAGGCACUGGCCUUGGACCCUCUCAGCCAGCUGCUGUACUGGGUGGACGCGGGCUUUAAGAAGAUCGAGGUGGCCAAUCCGGAUGGUGACUUCCGGCUCACGCUGCUCAAUGCCUCCGUGCUCGACCGGCCCCGGGCGCUUGUGCUGCUGCCGGGCGAGGGAAUCAUGUUCUGGACCGACUGGGGCGAUGUGAGGCCGGGCAUCUACCGCAGCCACAUGGACGGCUCCGGCGUGUUCCGGCUGGUGUCUGAGGAUGUCAAGUGGCCCAACGGCAUCACAGUGGACGACCAGUGGGUCUACUGGACUGACGCCUACCUGGACUGCAUCGAGCGGGUGGCUUUCAGCGGCCAGCAGCGCUCCGUCAUCCUGGACAAUCUCCCGCACCCUUACGCCAUUGCCGUCUUCAAGAACGAAAUCUACUGGGACGACUGGUCCCAGCUCAGCAUCUUCCGUGCCUCCAAGUACAGCGGGUCAGAGACGGCAGUGCUGGCUGGGCAGCUCACGGGGCUCAUGGACAUGAAGAUCUUCUACAAGGGCAAGACCCGCGGGAGCAAUGCCUGUGUGUCCAGGCCCUGUAGCCUGCUGUGCCUGCCCAAGGCCAACCAGAGCUGGAGCUGCAGGUGCCCGGAUGGGGUGUCUGGCCGCGUCCUCCCGUCGGGGGAGCUGCUGUGUGACUGCCCACGGGGCUACCAGCUGAGCAACAACACCUGCGUCAAGGAAGACGAUGCGUGUCUGCGGAACCAGUACCGCUGUGGCAAUGGGAAGUGCAUCAACGCCAUCUGGCAGUGCGACUCCGACAAUGACUGCGGGGACAUGAGUGACGAGAGGAACUGCCCCACUACCGUGUGCGACCUGGACACCCAGUUCCGCUGCCGAGACUCGGGCACGUGCAUCCCGCUCUCCUACAAGUGCGACCUGGAGGACGACUGUGGGGACAACAGUGAUGAGAGCCGCUGUGAGGUGCACCAGUGCCGCAGUGACGAGUUCAACUGCAGCUCGGGGAUGUGCAUCCGCGCGUCCUGGGUGUGUGACGGCGACAAUGACUGCAGGGACUGGUCGGACGAAGCCUUGUGCACUGCCAUCUCUCACACCUGUGAGGCCUCCAACUUCCAGUGCCGCAAUGGCCACUGCAUCCCCCAGCGAUGGGCGUGUGACGGGGACAUGGACUGCCAGGACGGCUCUGACGAGGACCCCGUCAACUGUGAGAAGAAAUGCAACGGCUUCCGCUGCCCCAACGGCACGUGCAUCCCGUCCAGCAAGCACUGCGACGGCCUCCGGGACUGCUCCGACGGCUCCGACGAGCAGCACUGCGAGCCGCUGUGCACACGCUUCAUGGACUUCGUGUGCAAGAACCGCCAGCAAUGCCUCUUCCACUCCAUGGUGUGCGACGGCGUCGUGCAGUGCCGGGACGGCUCGGACGAGGACCCGGUGUUUGCUGGCUGCUCCCAGGACCCCGAGUUCCACAAGGUGUGCGACGUGCUCAGCUUCCAGUGCCAGAACGGCGUGUGCGUCAGCCUCAUCUGGAAGUGUGACGGCAUGGACGACUGCGGGGACUACUCAGAUGAGGCCAACUGCGAAAACCCCACGGACGCGCCCAACUGCUCCCACUAUUCCCAGUUCCGGUGUGCAAAUGGCCGCUGUGUGCCCAGCAGGUGGAAGUGUGACCUCGAGAAUGACUGCGGAGACUGGUCGGAUGAGGCUGACUGUGGGGAGUCCCACCUCCCCGUGCCCACCCACGGGCCCUCCACCUGUCCACCCAACUACUUCCGCUGCAGCCUCGGCUCGUGCGUGAUGGACAGCUGGGUGUGUGACGGCUACCAGGAUUGCGCUGACGGCUCGGAUGAGGAAGCCUGCCCCCUGCCGGCAAACGCCACGGCGGCCUCCACCCCCUCCCGGCCGGGGCGAUGCGACCGGUUCGAAUUCGAGUGCCGGCAACCCCGGAAGUGUAUCCCCAACUGGAAGCGCUGUGAUGGCCACCGGGACUGCGCGGACGGCCAGGACGAGGCCAACUGCCCCACUCGCAGCAGCCUGGCCUGCAGGAGCUGGGAGUUCCAGUGUGCCGACGGCGAGGCCUGCGUGGCGCUGUCCGAGCGCUGUGACGGCUUCCUGGACUGCUCCGACGAGAGUGACGAGCGGGCGUGCAGCGAGGAGCUGACGGUCUACAAGGUCCAGAACCUGCAGUGGACAACGGACUUCUCUGGGGAUGUGACACUGACGUGGACACGGCCCAAGAAGAUGCCAGCAUCCACGUGUGUGUAUGACGUCUACUACAGGACGGUGGGCGAGAGCAUCUGGAAGGUCCUGGAGACCCACAGCAACAAGACCAGCACGGUGCUGCAUGUGCUGAAGCCUGAUACCACGUACCAGGCCAAGGUGCAGGUGCAGUGCUUGAGCAAGGCCCACAACACCAACGACUUCGUGACGCUGCGGACGCCCGAAGGAUUGCCGGACGCCCCCCGAGAUCUCCAGCUGUCUCUGCACAGGGAGGAGGAAGGUGUGAUCCUCGGCCACUGGAUGCCCCCCACCCACAGCCAUGGCCUCAUCCGAGAGUACAUCGUGGAGCACAGCAGGAGCGGCUCCAAGGUGUGGGCGUCCCAGCGCGCUGCCAGCAACUUCACCGAGAUCCGGGACCUGCUGGUGAACACUCAGUACACCGUCCGGGUGGCCGCAGUGACCAGCCGUGGGAUAGGGAACUGGAGUGACUCGAAAUCCAUCACCACCACGAAAGGAAAAGUGAUCCCCCCACCCCAGAUUCACAUUGAUGGCUACAGUGAGAAUUCACUCAGCUUCACCCUGACCAUGGCUGGGACCGUCAAGGUCACUGGCUACGUGGUCAACCUGUUCUGGGCUUUUGACAGCCACAAGCAAGAGAAGAGAACCUUGAACUUCCGGGGCAGCUCACUGUCCCACAAGGUGGGCAACCUGACCGCCCAGACGGCCUAUGAGAUUUCCGCCUGGGCCAAGACAGAGCUGGGUGACAGCCCGCUGGCCUUCGAACACGUCACCACCAAAGGCGUCCGCCCGCCGGCCCCGAGCCUCAAGGCCAAGGCCACCAACCAGACCGCUGUGGAAUGCACCUGGACGGGCCCCAGGAACGUGGUUUAUGGGGUUUUCUAUGCUACGUCCUUCCUCGACCUGUACCGGAACCCGCGCAGCCUGACCACGACCCUCCACAACAGCACCGUGAUCGUCAGCCCCGACGAGCAGUACCUGUUCCUGGUCCGGGUGGUGGCGCCCUACCAGGGCCCGUCCUCCGACUGCGUGGUGGUUCGGAUGAUUCCCGACAGCCGGCUGCCACCCCGGCGCCUGCAUGUGGUGCGCACGGGCAAGACGUCCGCCGUGGUCAAGUGGGAACCCCCGUACGACGCCCCCGAGCAAGACUUGCUCUACGUCAUCACCGUGAAGGACCUGGUGCGGAGGAGCGACCGCAGCUACAAAGUGACGUCCCGCAACAGCACCGUGGAGUUCGCGCUCAGCAGGCUGGAGCCGGGCGGCAAGUACCACGUCAUCGUGCAGCUGGGCAACAUGAGCAAAGAGGCCGCCCUCAAGCUGACCACGGUUUCGUUAUCAGCACCGGAUGCCUUAAAGAUCUUAACGGAAAACGACCACGUCCUUUUGUUUUGGAAAAGUCUCGCGCUGAAGGAGAAACAUUUUAAUGAAAGCCGGGGCUAUGAGAUCCACAUGUUCGACAGUGCCAUGAACAUCAGCGCUUACCUGGGGAACACGACGGACAACUUCUUCAAGAUCUCCAACCUGAAACUGGGUCACAAUUACACCUUCACCGUCCAAGCGAGGUGUCUCGUCGGGAGCCAGAUUUGCGGGGAGCCCGCCGUCUUGCUGUACGACGAGUUGGGCUCCGCGGCCGAUACGUCGGAGGUGCAGGUGCCCAGGUCUCCUGACGUGGCAGCCGUGGUGGUGCCCAUCUUGUUCCUGAUCCUGCUGAGCCUGGGGGUCGGCUUUGCCGUCCUCUACGCCAAACACCGCCGGCUACAGAGCAGCUUUACCGCCUUUGCCAACAGCCACUACAGCUCCCGGCUGGGCUCGGCCAUCUUCUCCUCGGGGGAUGACCUGGGGGAGGAUGAUGAAGACGCUCCCAUGAUCACUGGAUUCUCAGAUGACGUCCCCAUGGUGAUCGCCUGAAAGCGCUUUCCUCACUUAGAAACCAAAUGGUGUAAAUAUUUUAUUUGAUAAAGAUAGUCGAUGGUUUAUUUUAAAAGAUGCACUUUGAGUUGCAAUAUGUUAUUUUUAUAUGGGCCAGGAAAAAAAAACAAAAGCAAAAAAAAAAAGAA
Molecule: messenger RNA, 6734 nt
Organism: Sorex fumeus (smoky shrew)
Lineage: Eukaryota; Metazoa; Chordata; Mammalia; Eulipotyphla; Soricidae
Gene: SORL1
Product: sortilin related receptor 1
Exons: 49
Coding region: 1-6585 (2194 amino acids)
Biological process (GO): protein retention in Golgi apparatus; protein targeting to lysosome; post-Golgi vesicle-mediated transport
Cellular component (GO): Golgi apparatus; membrane
Molecular function (GO): protein binding
Source: RefSeq, a predicted model, not a curated record